AUGACGUUAUUCGUCCCCACGAUGAUCUUAUUGCCCUUUGUCUUGCUUUCAACGUGUGCUGCUCAUUCGCCUGCCUCACUCGCCCACCAUAACCUGCACAAGCGUAUGGCUGGUGAUAUGAUGGAGAAUGUCUUCUCGCCACCGUCUGUCACCCGAACGUUCUCUUACGCUGACAACUUUAAAAAACAAACAUUUCGCCACUUACCACCUCCAGACAAGCUAUCUGAAAGGCAGAUGAAAACUGUGAUUCCAGAAUUUUUCAACAAGAAUUGUUUCAAAAAUUGCCUGAAGGACGAUCGCGCUGGGGCCGAACAACCCAUCACAGAACCGACGACCCGUAAUCUGAUCAGCAUCCAACAACUCAUUUUCGUCGAGAUGAAUCCGCUUAGGCCCGACCACGUUAUCUUGCAAAACAAUAAGCGGAUCGACAAAGCACUCGGAUCCGCUCGCACGACGGGGAACGGUAACCCCCUUGCCGAAUUGGCUGACAAAUUGGCCAGCUUCAACCAGCGUGACCUCCAGGCUUCCCGGAGUGCCAUCCGCUCACACGAGGAUCAGCUUGUAGCAUCUUUGGCAGAUGUAUAUGGAUUCUUGGGACCCGAAAAUAUCUUCGCACCCCACUUACUCUUGAUCCUUGGCCGUAAAAGAAUCGCGGAUACGCUGCCAAAAAAAAUUGAACCGAAAACGUUUCUGAAGGGACUCCAAUUUGUACAGACGGGCCUCGCGGAGCUGGCCAAUGAGGAGCCGCUUUACAACAUCCACUUCGUAAAGCAAUUUGCAAAAGAACAAGUUGAAAUGUUUGGAGAUUCCGGUACCUUCAACGCAUUCAUGUCGGAAAUUGCGCGAUCGGAGCCUUACCAAGCUUUCCAAAUGGAAUUGCAAUCCCCCCAGGACACAGCGGGUUACCAACUUCAGUUGAUACAACUACCAAGAGCCGCGCAGAAAUGGCAAAAUGCCCUCCAACUUCCUGGUGAUAAUGCUUCUAGAAUAAACCUUCAAGAUUGGGCCCUAGAAAACACUAAAAGGCGUUUAGUGCUUGCGUCCAGAGCCUGGGAACUCACCGAAAAUAUGUUAGAUAUUUAUACUCCUGAUGGUCUCCAGCUCCUUCUAAACAAGAUACGCGUUUAG
This is a messenger RNA of Puccinia triticina, 1128 nucleotides long. RefSeq lists its product as uncharacterized. The transcript is spliced from 3 exons. The record is from RefSeq and is a predicted model, not a curated record. Bases 1 to 1128 code for a protein of 375 amino acids. Lineage: Eukaryota; Fungi; Basidiomycota; Pucciniomycetes; Pucciniales; Pucciniaceae.